CCAGCUCCAGGGCCAUUCCUCCCAGCUCUAGCAAUCAUCCCCACUCCCAAGCUGAGUAACCCCUACCAUGAUACUACUGAGGACUGCUCUCCUCCUCACUCUGCUCCUGGUCCCUGGCACCCCUGGUCAGAGACGGAAGAAGCCCCCACAGCCUCUGGUUCCCAUUGACAAAAUCCAGCCUCAGGUCAACUUCAACCCACAUCAGUUUUCAGGAACAUGGCUCCUUGUGGCUGUGGCCUCCAAAUGCAGCCAUCUGCUGGAGUCUAGCCACAGGUCGGAGGCCACGCUGAUGCAGGUUGCAGUGUCCAGCCCGGGGUUGGCUGUCAACACAUUCAGGAAACUGGAUGGGAUCUGCUGGCAAAUCAAACAAAAGUAUGGGCCCACCAAGCUCGAGGGCAGAUACCAUCUCCAAGGCCGACGAAAACGAAGCAGUGGUGUGGAAGUGGUGGUAGGGGAAACAGAUUACCACCAAUAUGCCAUCUUGUACUAUCAGAGGGACCAGCAAUUCUCCAUAAAGCUCUAUGACUACUUCAUUUUUCCCCUUGUAGCUAGGUCCUUCCCUGUUAGUGAUGAUGUCUUGAGCAGGUAUGAGCAACGUGUCACUGAUGCUGCACUAAGUGAAGACUUCACCUUUUACUUCCCUACCUAUGGGUUUUGUGACUCCUCCCAUGACUUCCAGAUCCUGGAUGUGUAUGUUGCCCUGUAGUCCUGUUUUUUGCUAUGACAUGAAAAGCUGAGUCUGAACGGAGAGGCCGGGGCCUGGCACAGUGCACUCUCCACUGAGAGGGCAGAGGGCUUAUCAGCUGCUUCCAGGGCCUCAUCAUGACUGCUGUCCAUUCAGAGAUCAGGGCCUAGUUCCCAAGAGUCCAGGCCUGGUGCUUUCUCCAGACCUUUGACCCCCCUAUCUCCCCAAUCCUCUAAGCCAAUGACCCUAAUUACAAUGACCUCUGAUUGUGCUGACCCCUGACCCUAGCAGGGCCGUUAAUUUCCAGGUGACUCUAGCUCUUUGGCCUGCCCAGUGUCUGAAGGCAUUUCCCAAGUCCAUAAGGCACUUAAGGACUGGUGAGACUGAAGUAUGAGGGUGAUUUGUUUUUUCAUUAAAAUUGUUCCUGUCCCAUCUGA
Dromiciops gliroides (monito del monte) is the source of this 1122-nucleotide messenger RNA. It is a transcript of the gene C8G, whose product is annotated as complement C8 gamma chain. The record is from RefSeq and is a predicted model, not a curated record. The coding region runs from base 68 to 706 and encodes 212 amino acids. Lineage: Eukaryota; Metazoa; Chordata; Mammalia; Microbiotheria; Microbiotheriidae. Gene Ontology annotation, biological process: complement activation. The transcript is spliced from 8 exons. Gene Ontology annotation, cellular component: membrane attack complex.